Molecule: messenger RNA, 2026 nt
Organism: Olea europaea var. sylvestris
Lineage: Eukaryota; Viridiplantae; Streptophyta; Magnoliopsida; Lamiales; Oleaceae
Product: SWI/SNF complex component SNF12 homolog
Exons: 1
Coding region: 59-1606 (515 amino acids)
Biological process (GO): regulation of transcription by RNA polymerase II
Cellular component (GO): SWI/SNF complex; nucleus
Source: RefSeq, a predicted model, not a curated record
UUUUUUUAAGUGAAAUUCGUGGAUUUUUCUUACUUUAUUGUAGAAUAGUGGAAGUUCUAUGAAUCAUCAUAACAUGAACAACAAUGAUCCGUUGAGGAGGAAUAUUGGUUUUGCGAAUCCAGGGGCAAUGCGAAUGCAAAUGCAAAUGCCGAUGCAGAUUCAAACGCCAAUUAACCAUAACCAACAACAUGCGUCCCACCUGCUAUCUCAGGCGCGACCUCAAGGUGGGAUCCACUUCCCAGGCCAUUUUCAGCCCAAUACUCAGUCAUUUGGCCAGGCUCAGUUACCUCAAGCCCAAGGAGUGGCUCAAUUUCAACUCCAAUCUCAGGGUAACAGUAAUAUGGGUAUCUCUUCUCCCUCCAUGUCCACCCCAGGGUCUGGAGCAGCAGGCAGUGGCAAACGGCCCUUGCAUAAGCCGCCUUCUCGGCCUUCUGGUGGUUCCUCUGGUCAGGGCACUGCUUCACCUAUGAAAACUAUGGAGCUGACACCUGCUGUGCGUAGAAUGAAACGGAAGCUUCCUGAUAAAGAAGUUCCGGAUAAAGUUGCAACGAUCUUGCCAGAGUCUGCUCUUUAUACACAGUUGCUUGAAUUUGAGUCUCGCGUGGAUGCUGCCCUUGCUAGGAAGAAGAGUGACAUUGUGGAAUCCCUGAAAAAACCCAUGCAGGCUCAGAAGGUCCUGAGGAUAUAUGUGUUCAACACUUUCGCCAAUCAGACACAGAUGGUUCCUGAGAAGGAAAAUGCUGAGCCACCUUCUUGGUCGCUCAAGAUAAUUGGGAGGAUUUUGGAAGAUGGGAGGGAUCCUGCUUUAGGAGGAAUGGUGCAGAGGUCAUCAUACCCGAAGUUUUCAUCUUUCUUCAAGAAAAUUACUAUAUAUUUGGAUCAGAGUCUCUAUCCAGACAAAAAUGUAAUUUUGUGGGAGAGUUCUCGAUCACCUGUACUUCAUGAAGGGUUUGAGGUGAAGAGAAAAGGUGAUAAAGAGUUCACUGCAAUUAUAAGACUAGAGAUGAAUUAUAUGCCUGAGAAAUUUAAGCUUUCACCUGCCUUGCAAGAAGUUCUUGGAAUUGAGUUGGAGACACGCCCAAGAAUUAUGGCAGCGCUUUGGCACUACGUGAAGAUGAGAAAAUUACAAAUACCUGGUGACGCUUCCUCUUUCAUGUGUGAUCCACCUCUGAGGAAGGUUUUUGGAGAAGAUAAGUUGAAAUUUGCCAUGGUCACACAGAAGAUAACGCCGCAUCUGAUUUCACCUGGACCAAUACAUUUGGAGCACAGGGUUAAGCUUUCUGGGAAUUGUCCAAGUGGAAAUACUUGUUAUGAUGUGGUUGUUGACGUUCCUUUGUUACCAGACAAGGAAAUGUCAAUUUUCUUGUCUAACUUAGAGAGAAACAAGGAGAUUGAUACUUGUGAUGAAGCUAUUUCUUCUGCCAUGAAAAAAAUCCAUGAACAUCGGUUGAGGCGAGCUUUCUUUCUUGGAUUUAGUCAGUCGCCUGCGGAAUUCAUUAAUGCGUUAAUUGCUUCUCAGGCCAGGGAUUUGAAGCUUACUACUGCAGAUGCCAGUCGUGAUGUGGAGAAAGAGCGGCGGGCUGGAUUCUAUAAUCAACCAUGGUAAUUUUCUCUGUCUAUUCUAUGGUCAAUGAAGCAAUUUUUUUUGUGUGUGAAAAGCAGUGUUUUACUUAUUGCAAGUUAUGUGUCUCCAGUAUAUUUAUUUCAUGUUGUCUUAUGCUAUUGUAUUGUUCUUUCUAAAGUAACAUGCAUUAUUGCACCUUGCAAUUUUAAUGUGUAUUUUAGCGACUCGUCUCUUUUAUGCUACCUCUGGCAUUACUUCGUAGUUGUCUUAUCUUUCCGAAGAUAGAGUCGUCCCGAUGUGUCAAAUGUGUGCUGGGGAAUUUUUAAAAUUCCAGGUGCUAUUUGAGAUUCCAACUUCUUUUAAUAAGCCCCUGUUAGACCUCCAUUUCUUAAAAUUCGUUUUUCCCAAACUCAUUUUCAACAACACAUACAUGGGACCCCACUACUUUAUCAACUUUUCAAC